Molecule: messenger RNA, 6987 nt
Organism: Ostrinia furnacalis (Asian corn borer)
Lineage: Eukaryota; Metazoa; Arthropoda; Insecta; Lepidoptera; Crambidae
Product: dystrophin, isoforms A/C/F/G/H
Exons: 27
Coding region: 289-6987 (2232 amino acids)
Molecular function (GO): protein binding
Source: RefSeq, a predicted model, not a curated record
UCUGCGUGAAGCUUCUGUCUGUUUGAGAUGAUGUUUUCCUUGCUUUUUAUUAAAUACUAAUGCAUCUUUGUGCUUUUUAUGUGCUAAAGUGAGUGAAAAGUGUCUAAAAAACAAAGUGAAAGUGCAGGCCUUGCCACCGGCACGAAGUUCUGUCAGUUUAGUGUUUUGAAAAGUUUGGACAAAGUUUACGCUUGGGAGUGGCGGUGUGUAUGUGUUGUCAUGUCUCAAGAAAAGUUUAUAUCACUUGUGAUAACUUGAUAGUCACUACCCCGGAGCACAGAAGUUGAGAUGGAGCCUGGUACGGCGAAGAUGGAUUCCAGUUUUGUGGACGAACGUGAAGAUGUCCAAAAGAAAACCUUCGCCAAAUGGAUAAACUCGCAGUUGGUUAAGAAUGACAAGCCGCUGGUGGAAGACCUGUUCCUCGACCUGCGCGACGGCGAGGUGCUGCUGUCGCUGCUGGAGAUCCUCACGGCGCAGCAAUAUAAACGCGAGCGGGGGCGCAUGCGCGUGCACCAGAUCAACAACGUGAACACGGCGCUGAGCGUGCUGGACGCCAGCGGCGUCAAGCUCGUCAACAUCAGCAGCAACGACAUCGUCGACGGCAACCCCAAGCUCACGCUCGGUCUCGUAUGGAGCAUAAUCCUGCACUGGCAGGUGCACUACCACCUGAAAGAUCUUAUGUCGGAACUUCAGCAGACUAACCUCGAGAAGACCCUACUCGCUUGGUGCCGAACGCAAACGCAGAACUACGUGGGCGUGAACGUGCGCAACUUCACGUCGUCGUGGAGCGACGGGCUGGCCUUCAACGCGCUGCUGCACCGCUGGCGGCCGCAGCUGUUCGACUACAGCGCGCUGCUGCGCCGCCCGCCCGCCGCGCGCCUCGACCACGCCUUCGCGCUCGCGCGGACCCAGCUCGCCAUCCCGCGCCUGCUGGACCCUGAGGACGUGAACACGCCGCACCCGGACAAGAAGUCGAUCAUGAUGUACGUGAUGUGCAUGUUCCAAUCGCUGCCGCACUCCAGCGAGGACGUGGCCGACGUCGACAGCCUGCCGUCCGAGCCCGGCACGCCGCGCGCCGAGCCCGACGCCGCCGAGGUGUCGGGCAGCCGGCCGGUGUCGACGGCGACGACGGCGUCGGCGGAGCUGGGCGGCUACGGCGCGGCGCUGGAGGACGCGCUGGCGUGGCUGCUGGAGGCGGAGGAGCGGCUGGCGGCGGCGGCCGCGCCCGAGGAGCACGCGCCGCUGGCCGAGCUCAAGGAGCACUUCCACCGCCACGAGCGCUUCCUGCUGGAGCUGGCGGAGCAGCAGGCGCGCGUGGGCGGCGUGCUGGACGCGGGCGCGCGCCUGCUGGCCGACGGCGGGCUGUCGCGCGACGAGGCGGCCGAGGUGCGCCUGCAGGGCCGCCUGCUGACGGGCCGCUGGGAGGAGCUGCGCGCGCGCGCCAUGCGGCGCCAGGCCGACGGCCACGCGGCGCUCAUGGCCGCGCAGCAGCGCCAGCUGGACGACUUCCGGCGCUGGCUCACGCGCACCGAGGACCGCAUCUCGCGCAUGGGCGAGCCCGAGCUGCGCGCCGUGGAGGCGCUGCACGCCGACCUGCGGCGCCGGCAGCCGCUGGUGGACGCGCUGGCCGACUGCGUGGUGGUGGUGGACGACGACGCCGCCGCGCCCGACCGCGUGGCCGAGAUCGAGGACCAGCUGACGGCGCUGGGCGAGCGCUGGUCGCACACGUGCGGCUGGACGCUGGCGCAGCUGGCGCGGCUGCGGGCGCUGCGCGCGCGCGACGACGCGCACCAGGAGCUGCUGCAAGCCUGCUCGCGGCACGAGGCCAGCCUCAAGCAGAUGGAGGCGAACCCGGUGUCGGAGAUCGGCGCGGUGCUGGCGCGCAUCGAGGAGCUGCAGCGCAUCAAGCGCUCGCUGGCCGCGCAGCAGGACGCGCUGGCCGCGCACUACGACGCCGUGCAGGCGCUGCUCGCCGACCACGCAGGUUCAGGUGAACGUGGACUAGUGGAGCGAGCAGAAGCUUUACAAGAUAGAUUGGACGCCCUCAACAUGAUACUAGAUGUUCAAGCACAACGGAUCAAAGAGCUCGGCUUCGAGUUUGACGUGGUGACGUCGGAGGAGCGCGCGGAAGCGUCGACGCCGAUGGACACGAGCCCGGCGGUGACGUCACCGGGCGCGGCGGGGACGGAGGGCGGCGGCGCCAAGAAGCCGCGCCUGAGCGACCCGCCGCCCGCGCCCGCCGACUUCCAGAUCGGCUUUCAUGUGUUCGACACGUGGGCCGACAACGCCGAGAAGACGCUUGAGGAGUGUGCGGACGAGCUGGAGCGGCGCGGCGGCAGGCGCCGCUCGCUGGGCGCGGCGCUGGAGCGCGUGGCGCAGGAGAGCGAGCUGCAGCGCGCCGACUUCGCCAACGUCGAGGAGAUCCAGCGCCGCCUCGCCGCCGACCCCGGCCUCGCAGAGGACGCCAAACAACACGCGGCGAGCAUAGAAGAACUCAAACGGCGAUGGGACAACAUCCAGCGGAAACUACUCGAGAUACGAAACACGAUGAACCUUCUGGAGGACAAGGACAACUUCUACAAGAACCUGGAAGCGUUCCAGAGGGAGCUCGACGAGAUUCACGAGUGGAAGGAGAAAAUGCUGACCGACAAAGCGACGAACAACCAACUGAUACACCUCCGAAACAAGAUACGCGCCCUCAAACAGUCGGAGAUGAAGCUGAAGGAGCUGAACGCGCAGUCGAUAAUACUGCUCACGAAAUCGAUAUCGAAAUCGCACAAGGACGAAAUCGAAGCGGACUCGAAGCGAGUCAACGACGCGUACGAGCGGCUGCUCACGCUGCUCAGCGCGCGCGAGGUGGAGCUCAAGCUGGCGCUCAGCAAGGGCCCGGGGCAGGCGCACGAGGACGACUUCAAGGGGCUGCAGGCCCGCAUCGAGCGCAUCGAGGGCCAGAUCAUAGCGGAGCACGCCAUCAUCUGCGACAAGCACAAGAUGGAGGACAAGCUCAAGGAGCUGACGCAGCUCAGGAAAGAGUUGGAGGAUCUGCAGAACACGUACGACGCCGUGGUCAAGGAGCGCCGCGAGAAGUACGCGAAGGGCAGCAUGGAGGAGCUCAACUUCAGGAGCAGCCUCGAGAACCUGGUCAUGAGAUACGGGGAUUCAAAAGCUAUAUUGGACCAGAAGAUUGGCAAAAUUGAGAAAGGGUUGAACCUUCUGAAUCAACUCGAAGAAGACAGACAGGAGCUGAGUAAAUGGCUCGGCAACGUAGAGGAAUUCGUGUCAGAAAACAGUUCGAUACCCGUGGGAGAGGUCGAGCAAUUGGAAAAAUUACUCGACAUUAGCAAUAAAUACGACGAAGAUAAGAAGAAGUACUUAUCCAAACUGGACUCUAUCCAAACGGCGAAGGACACGAUCCUCGAGGACUGUGAUGACAGCCUGUCCAAGAGCAUUCAGGCGAGCACCAAAGACCUGAAGUCGAGGUUCGACGCCGCCACAGACAAGGCCUUCAAGCUGAACGAGGGCCUCCGAAGAGCCUUGGAAAAGACCGAGGGGGUCUUCAGAAAAAUCGAAGAGAUGGAGCAGUGGCUCCAGGACAUUGAGGAGCAGAGCCCCAAGGAGGACGAGUGCGAGAUCAAGGACUCCGCCGAUUUGUACCAAAUGAAGGUCCGGUUCCAGACCUUGAAGGACAAGUGUGACGACAAAACUCCCGAGUUUAGAAAUUUGAACGAAGCAAGUAACGACAUCCUGCUGCAGGCGGAGGCGGCGCCGCCGGCCGCACUCACUAAACGCGUCACGCACAUCAACGCGCGUUGGACGCAAGUUACGCACGGCGUCUACGAGCGAUACAAGGUGCUGGCGGAGGCGUGGCACGAGACGGGCGAGCUGCGCGCGUGGCUGACGCAGGAGGCGGCGUGGCUGGACGGGCUGCAGCGCCGCCUGCGCCGCUCGCCCAACGCGCCCGCCGACGCCGAGGAGAUCACCGACGACCUCUACGACUUGGAGAACUACCUGCAGAACCACAGCGACGAGCGGCUGGCGCGCAUCCAGGACAUCGGCGAGCAGCUCGUGGGCGCGCACAUCAUGCCGGCCUGGAUCCGGGCGCAGGUCCGCGCCGUCUCCGACGCCUGGGACACGCACCGCGCGCAGGUAGCUGGCAGACAAGUGUCUACAUGCUAUACAGGGUGGAACUACCUGCAGAACCACAGCGACGAGCGGCUGGCGCGCAUCCAGGACAUCGGCGAGCAGCUCGUGGGCGCGCACAUCAUGCCGGCCUGGAUCCGGGCGCAGGUCCGCGCCGUCUCCGACGCCUGGGACACGCACCGCGCGCAGGCGGCGGCGCGGCUGCAGCUGCUGGAGCGCUCGGCGCGCGAGGCGGCGCAGUCGGAGCUGGCGCUGGACCGCCUGCAGCAGUGGCUCGACCGCCUGCUGGCCGCGCCCCCGGACCAGACGGAAGACAAGGAGAGUCUGAUGGAGGAGUUCCCGCGCCAGCGCCAAGUGGUGGAGGAGGUGCGGGCGCAGGUGCGCGCCUACCGCGACGCCGGCAAGCACGAGGCCGCCGCGCGCCUCGACGAGCAGCUCGAACUGGUCCUGCGCAAGUUCACCGCAGCGGAGGAACGGCUGGCGGCCAUGGGCGGUGGCAAACCGGCAGACGACGGCGACGACCUGAGCGCGCGGCUGACGCGAGCCACCAACACGCUGCGAGAGGUGCAGCGCGCCGCCGCCGCCGGCCUGCAGCUGGCCGGCGCCGGGCCCGACGCCGUGCGCCACCAGCUGCGCCGCUGCCUGAAAUUCUACCGCACGCUGAGCGAGAUCAAAGCAGAGGUGGAGGCUGUGAUCAAGAGCGGGCGGCGCGCGGCCGACGGCGCGCCCGACCUGUCGCGCCGCGUCGACCAGCUCAAGGAGCUGUACAACCGCCUCGGAGCACAGGUGACGGACGCCAAGGGCAAGCUGGAGGGCGCGCUGCUGCACGCGCGCGAGCUGCACGCCGACCUGGCUGAGCUGGCGCCGCGCCUCGACGCGCUCGUGGCCAGCCCCGCUCCUCGCGCUGGUGCCUCCCCGGCCCGGCAAGCGCUGGAGCUCGAACUAUCCCGGCUGGAAGCCACACACGACCGCCUGAACGCCAACUACCGGCACUUCGCCGAGCUGUGCGAGCCAGCACAGCUGCAGGACCUCAAGCAGCAGGUGGACGCCAUCAACCAACGCUGGGACGAGGCGCGGCGCCGCGCGGGCGGCCCAAGGGAGCCCUCGGUGCGCCGCUUGAUAACCGACGCUGAAGCCGAGCUGGCUGCGAACACAGCGCCGUCAGCGGCUCGCUUGACCCAGCUUGAAAAAGAACUCCGAGCGAGGGCAGCCGAGGUGGCGGCGCUCGAUGACGCGGCGCUCGCGGCCUCCUACGACCGUCUGCUGCAGAAGAUCGAGGCCGCCGCUCGCCCGGUCAAAGAGGAAGCGCUCGAAUACGAGAAAGUGACGGACACGAUCAAACGUCGGCUCGAAAGUCCCGUCGACACGCCCGACACCGAGAAACCGGAAUUGAAAAAGUCAAAAAUACCUCUGGCGUUGAACAGUCCGGUGCCGAUCCGCCGCGAGGUCAAGGAGGGCGGCUGCCGGAGCCGCGGCUCCUCGCUCGAGCGGGCCAAGUCCAAGGCCGACAGCCCCUGCGCCGACAGCCUGGUCAGCGGCAUGUCCUUCGACUCCAUAGAGCCGCCCCCGUCCCUCCCCUCCACGCCCGGGACGCCCAAGAAAGACAGCAGCACGUUUAAUCUCUUGAAGGACAGCGACCUGUUCACUCAGAUAUCGAAAAAUAAAAUCGAGCCAUCCGAACCUAAGCCAGUUCUAGAUGAGAAACCGAAAGUAUCUCCGUGCCACGUGGUGGCGAUAAAAGAACACGAAAUCGUAAAAGCGACCGUAAGUUCGCCCGAGCCAGCAAGCAACAUUGAGACGGCGGUGGAAUUUGUCCCGCAGAGAGUUGAGACCGUGGAAAUAGUAGACGAUACGGAGGGUGAUUCGGCCAGUGCCUCCUCGGAUUCGGAAGAGAAGCAGGAAGUCAAUAGGCGCCCGUCGGUAGAUUUGGGCUCGGAGCCGAAGACCUUUGUCGUUGAAGUGCGUACACUGGAGCAGCGCAUGCGGCCCACCCUCGGUGUUAUCAUGCGAAAGAGCGCUGAAGAUAAUGCGAAUGUUCCCGACUUGAUCCCCUCGGUUGAGAAACGGAACGACCUCGACUUUUCCACCCAGACUCCUCCCUGUACUCCAAUGGAAGAGGGAGAUAUGUCUCCACUGGACGACGCGGCUCUUAAACGUAACAUUCAGCACGUAAGAGAGGAUGAGGCCAACGAAUAUCUAAUUCUCGAGGAUGCUGUGUCUGAGUCUAUUCCAUCAACUGGGGACUCCAGCCCAUCGACUAAGGAAUCUAGUCCGUCGAUUAAGGAAUCUAUUCCAUCGACUAAGGAAGCUAGUCUUUCAACUAAGGAAUCUUCUCCUUCGACUGAGGAGUCUAGUCCUUUGACUAAAGAGGUUGAUACUGCUAAAGCGGAGGAGAAAGUUGACGUCCCAGAGUAUACAUACCCAUCCGAUUCUAGUGCUAAGUCGGCCGACAACGAAACGACCUCGAACGAUCACGAAGAGGAGGCGAUUUAUUCCGAAGUCGAAGAAACUGCUCAGACGGCGGCGUCGCCGGGCGCGCCGCUGUGCUCGUCGACGCCGGUGCGCGCGGCCACGGUGGUGGGCGUGUCGCACAAGGCGCCCGCCUCGCCCGUGUCGCCGGUUCCGCCAUCGCCUGUCGCCAGCCCCGUCGCCGAGAAGUACCAGAGGACCGACAACUUUGACGAUAUCUUAAAGAACCAACUGGGAGCCAUCGCCCCUGACGCGGCGGAGUUGAUUUCCCACGGUGAUUCACUGGUCUACGACAAGCACAAGGACGAUCCUCUCCUCGCUGACUACAUACAGACGCAUUACCAGGGCUACAGAAGACAAUACUACACUGAAUUCUGA